AUGGCGACGGACGAGGAUAAAACCAAGCUAGCUAAAUUACUCCACGAUUUAGAGGUGCCCGAAAUGAGAAUACCAGAGAGAUGCUCAAGUCUGGUCAAAGAGUUUGAGCAGAAGUACGGCGCAGAGUUAGAAUCAGAAGUUUUGGAGGAGCAGUAUUAUGAAAAUCCUUAUAUUGUGGAUAAAAAGCUUCUCGAGGAAAAUGAAAAAAAAUUGAAGAAACUUUUGGCAGAGAGCAAACGAGCAAAAAAAGAAAUAUCGGAGAGCUUAUUGGUAACAGUCCCUGAUCCUAAAAGACCCUGGCGAACUCAGUCCAGCAAAGAAAAGUUGCUACGAAUCGACAAUGAUUUGAAAAGACACCUUGAGAAAGCCUCUCAAGCUAUAGCUCCCAUUGGAGAUAACGAGAUGAGGGAUCUGGUGAGGGAAUGUCAGGAAGAAACGAUGAACAGUCCCCCCGUAGGAGCUGACCGUCUCCGAGAAACGGUGGACGAAGCGAGACGAAGUCUUCCCAAUUUCCAAUACAAAAACAUACAAAAUAGCACAGCAACGGAUAUAUUGCCCAACGCGCAUGGAAAAUCAUCGCAGCCUCAAACUAAUAAUGCAGAUGAAAGGCCUUUGUUUGAAGAAGUUUUGGAAACAUGAAAUGUUGUAUUAUU
Zerene cesonia (dogface butterfly) is the source of this 653-nucleotide messenger RNA. RefSeq lists its product as uncharacterized. Lineage: Eukaryota; Metazoa; Arthropoda; Insecta; Lepidoptera; Pieridae. The record is from RefSeq and is a predicted model, not a curated record. Bases 1 to 639 code for a protein of 212 amino acids. The transcript is spliced from 2 exons.